GUGCAAUACUGUAAAAGAUGAAAAAAAAAUAUGAUUGGUUUGAGAACACGAUGACCGUCACAUUCGGCAAUUUCCUUGUAAAAGUCAACUUCUCUUGUUCAAAACAGGUCAAGGUGGCCAGGUGGGUAAACGUUGCAUCAACGACCCUUUAGUCAUUAAGCCUGGCACCAACAUUUCUGAGUUAUAAAAGUUACACUUAAACACUAGAAACACCGAGAACGAAAGAGAUAGCACCAUCCUUAGGUGAAGCCAUGGAAGAAACUAAGCGAGUUGACGACAAUGAAAAGCCAAAGUUCAACUACAGAGGACUAAAGGCCAUGCCUUUCAUUAUAGGAAAUGAGACAUUCGAAAAACUCGGAGCAAUAGGUACCUUGUCCAACUUGUUGGUGUACUUGACAACAGUAUUCAACAUGAAGACGAUUACAGCAACAACUUUGAUCACCAUCUUUAAUGGCACCACCAACUUUGCAACUUUGUUAGGGGCUUUCCUUUCUGAUACCUACUUUGGCCGCUACACCACCCUGGGAUUCGCCACCAUUGCCUCGUUUCUGGGAUUAUUUGUUAUAGACCUAACAGCAGUAAUCAAGAAGCUUCAUCCUCCCCCAUGCGGAGACGAGGAAAGAAACUGCACUGGACCGUCACAAGGACAGACAGCAUUUUUACUGAUGGGGUUCGGACUACUGAUAGUAGGAGCAGCAGGAAUAAGACCGUGUAACUUAGCCUUCGGAGCUGAUCAGUUCAACCCUAAUACAGAAUCAGGAAAAAGAGGGAUCAACAGUUUCUUCAAUUGGUACUUCUUCACUUACACUUUUGCACAAAUGGUGUCUUUGACACUGAUAGUGUAUGUGCAAUCCAAUGUGAGUUGGAGCAUCGGAUUAGCCAUUCCUGCAGGUCUUAUGUUCAUUGCUUGUUUGCUGUUCUUCAUGGGUUCCAAGAUUUAUGUGAAGAUUAAGCCUCAAGGUAGUCCUAUGUUGAGUUUAAUUCAGGUUAUAGUUGCUGCAAUAAGAAAAAGCAAACUGAAGCACCCGGAUUCUCAGUCGAGUUCUGUGCUGAAGUUUGUGUCUUCUGAUUCUUUCAACUCCAAAUUGCCUCACACAAACCAGUUCAGAUUCUUUGAGAAAGCCGCGAUAAUAACCCCUGACGACCAAAUCAAACCUGACGGUUCAGCAGCUGAUGCUUGGAAACUCUGCACAAUGCAGCAGGUAGAAGAACUGAAAUGCAUACUAAGAGUGUUACCCAUUUGGGCAUCAGCCAUAAUAUACCAUGUUCCUAUCGUGCUGAUGCACACGUACGUGAUAUUCCAAGCACUUCAAUCUGAUAGAAGCUUUGGAAAAACAAAAUUCAAAAUUCCAGCUUCAUCCUACAUCGUUUUCAUGAUGAUAAGCCUCACUGUUUGGAUCCCAAUCUAUGAUCGGAUAUUAGUCCCAUUCCUCGAGAAAAUCAAAGGAAAAGAGGGUGGAAUCACGAUUCUUCAAAGGAUGGGAAUCGGGAUAGUAUUCUCCAUUCUCACAAUGCUCGUGGCAGGGUUGAUAGAAAGUCAUCGCAGGAACCUUGCACUAACAGAACCAACACUCGGAAUUUUCCCAAGAAAAGGAGAGAUUUCUUCAAUGUCAAGUUUCUGGCUGGUUUUUCCUUUAGGUUUAGCAGGACUUGCAGAAGCAUUCAUGGCGAUUGGUCAGGUGGAAUUCUACUACAAACAGUUUCCUGAAAACAUGAGGAGCAUUGCUGGAUCUAUCUUCUUUUUAGGGAUCGGAAUGUCGAGCUACUUAACCAGUUUGUUGAUCUCUAUAGUUCAUAGAACGACAAAGAAAGGAACAUCAGGUGAUUGGUUAGAUGAAGAUCUUAACAAAGGGAAAUUGGAUUAUUUCUAUUACAUGAUAGGUGCACUAUGUACAGUAAACUUUCUGUAUUUCCUUGGGUGUUCUAAAUGGUUUAAGUAUAAAGGGAGUAAUGAAAAUGCCAAGAAAAUAGAUAUAGAACCUAUAGGUUGUGUAGAACUUAGUGAGUCUCAGAAGGGAUCUGUAUGAUUUUCGCCGUCAGAGACUGCAGAAAACAGGAAAGGAUGUUUCUGCUUUAGUUUUUACUCAUGUAAAUUACAGUAUAUACUUAUCACAACGGCGUGUUUGGUAGGCCGGAAUAGGUUGUGGUUAUGGUGAUGAAUUUAUAUAUAAAGUUGCAUCUUCGCGGA
Messenger RNA from Spinacia oleracea (spinach), 2188 nucleotides. RefSeq names its product protein NRT1/ PTR FAMILY 2.11. The record is from RefSeq and is a predicted model, not a curated record. Gene Ontology annotation, biological process: transmembrane transport. The transcript has 4 exons. Gene Ontology annotation, cellular component: membrane. Gene Ontology annotation, molecular function: transmembrane transporter activity. Bases 252 to 2027 code for a protein of 591 amino acids. NCBI's taxonomy places the organism in Eukaryota, Viridiplantae, Streptophyta, Magnoliopsida, Caryophyllales, Amaranthaceae.